Messenger RNA from Suillus bovinus, 1806 nucleotides. RefSeq lists its product as uncharacterized. Bases 118 to 1683 code for a protein of 521 amino acids. The record is from RefSeq and is a predicted model, not a curated record. The transcript has 3 exons. Lineage: Eukaryota; Fungi; Basidiomycota; Agaricomycetes; Boletales; Suillaceae. Gene Ontology annotation, biological process: anatomical structure morphogenesis; cell differentiation; regulation of DNA-templated transcription. Gene Ontology annotation, molecular function: RNA polymerase II cis-regulatory region sequence-specific DNA binding; DNA-binding transcription factor activity, RNA polymerase II-specific.
UAGCGAAACCUAUUAUUCUAGCAUCAAUCAGCCAUCCCCCCUUCUUCCUUCCCAUUAUUUCCCCCCUUUCAGAACCGUUCACUCACCUGAGCAGCAAUUGUUCGAGACAGAACAAUCAUGCCUGCGUUCCGCACACACGAUACCCCUUCUCAAUCACUUGAGGUGAUUACAGACGCCAUUCAACCGCCUACCCUGGCCAUCAUUUCUCCGACGCCGCGCGCCUUCACUUUCCCUAUUGAUCAAAACGAAACCUGUCCUUACUCCUCGCCUAUUGAUUCUCCAUUUGAGCCAGAUCUCCGGAAGCUCACGCUCACCCCCACACUCAUUCGCACCCUUUCUCCUGUAUCUCCUUCAUCAUCAUCUUCACAAGGAUCAACCUCGGUCUUCUCCUCGACAUCAUCAUUCAAUACCUUAUCUUCUGGCCCUGCAUCGCCAUCAUCGCACAAACGCCGCAAGUCGUCGAUAUGCAGCGACAUCGAGCGUAGACCAAGAAAGGGCGAUGAGGAUUACAUCAAGCGUCCCGAAAAUGCUUUCAUCCUAUUUCGCAGGAAGUGUUGUGAGGAGAGACAACAAGCGCAGGAGGAGGCAGUAUCCGCAGCAUACGCUGAUGCCCCAACCAAGAAGCAGCGACAGGCAGAUCUGUCAAAAACGAUCAGUCAGCAGUGGAAAGCGCUUUCUCCAGAGGAGCGUCUCUACUGGGAGGAGCAGGCCAAGGAAAAGAAGAAGGAGCACGAGCAGAUGUACCCGAAUUACGUAUAUCGCCCCCAGCGAUCGAAGGACAAGAAGGGAAAGAAAAGUAAGCGAGGCGAGUUUGAGCACGAGACGGAUUGUGAGAGCAGCAUCUCGUUUGUGCUUCCAUUGUCACCUCCGACGGUGAUGAAGCAUGGCCGCUCUGCGUCCGCUCCUACUCCCCCACCUGCUCGGCAGACAAUCCAAGUUCCGACGGUGUACAUGCCUUCAUGUCCAACAUCACCAUCGUUGUUGCCAAUGAUCAGCCGCCGCGCGUCGCAUCCAGACCAUGGAAUGAAUUCGUCAGCGUCACAAUUCGAUUUCUUGCCUCAACAGCAAUUUUCGCAACCUAACGCAUAUAUGUCGGGUGUUGAUGCCAAUGGAUUCUACCAUGGGAUGUUCGAGAACCCCUCCGCGCCUCAUCCUCUGUCGAUUUCGACCGAUAUGUCGAUGAUGCACGCCAGUGAACAAAUGGUUUCUCCAGCGUCGUCAAUAACAUCCGCUUCAUCUGGCCCGCACAAUGGCCCAUAUACGCCCUUAAACUGCAUGCCUGCAUUCGCAUACCACGAGGCACCACAUGAUCUAAUGUCCUGCAUGAAUGGAGGAGAAAUAGAUUCGCCCGUGUCUGGAUCGCCUCUGGAUAACGUGCAUUUUGGAUACCCCGAGUCGUAUUCUUGGGAAGGACAGGGCGCAUGGGAAAGUCACGGUGACCUUCUUGCCGGAGACGAGUUCGACCUGAGUGCUAUUCCUCCAAUUCAGCUCGGUGUGCCAGGAUGCGGAGGAGAGCUAGCGUCCAUGAGCCAGCACUCGUCAGCAUUCAACAUUGACUUCGCACCUGGCCACUUUGACGCAUCCUCGAUGGAGGUACACCAAUAUCCCCUCGAACCGCAAGGGCAUGACACGUUUGAGCAGCUGUUCAACUUUGAGAACAUGCUUGUACCUGCCGGAUUCUGAUCUCUCAACCGAUGUAUGCUGGCGUCAUCGGUCUUGGACUUCCUUUUCAUAGGACACCUGUAACAUUACCCUUUAUCACAUCCACAUCCACGUCCACACGCGCUCACCUCUUCUUCCGUGAUA